Messenger RNA from Amaranthus tricolor (Joseph's coat), 3503 nucleotides. RefSeq names its product lysine-specific demethylase JMJ25-like. Gene Ontology annotation, cellular component: chromatin; histone deacetylase complex. Gene Ontology annotation, biological process: regulation of transcription by RNA polymerase II. Bases 244 to 3066 code for a protein of 940 amino acids. The transcript has 12 exons. Gene Ontology annotation, molecular function: chromatin DNA binding; transcription coregulator activity; histone H3K9 demethylase activity. The record is from RefSeq and is a predicted model, not a curated record. Lineage: Eukaryota; Viridiplantae; Streptophyta; Magnoliopsida; Caryophyllales; Amaranthaceae.
UUCCUCUAUUCUACGCAUCCAAAAUCAAUCCUAGGGAUCUCGAUCAAACCAUCACUCUUCAGUAUUAACCAAUUUUGACUGACGAUUCUGACUAAAAUUCUUAGCUUCAGAAUCCUUUGCUUAAUCAAAAUAUUCCCAUAAUUUGAAUUUUAAACCAACACUUCCUUGCUCACAAACCCUAGAAACUCAAUGCAGUAUUCAAUGAACAGAAAAAGGUGAAAUUUAUUGGAAAAUUAACUCAAAAUGGAAGCUCCAAAAAAUGAAGAGAGGAUAUGGAGUUGUAAAAGGUGCAAUGAAGGGGCCAAAAUGUGCUACCAACACAUUGUAUCAUAUUUGUUUCCAGUCACCAAGAAGAAUAAUGUUUCUGAGAAAAAUGAGGAAAAAACUGCCCACGAAACAUUCCCACCUAAAGAUGUAGAGAAUUUGAUUAAGGUCAAUGAAAUUGAAGAAGAAAGGAAGAAUCCUGAUGAAGAACAAGGUGAAAAAGCUGAUCUGAAUAAUUGCACACCAAGUGUUUGUGAAAAUGGGCCUGUGAGGAAAAGAAAAAAUACCCAGAAAGUAAUUUCAGUUAGACUAUUAGGAAGUUUGACUAAUAGUAAUAGAAAUGAAGAGGAAGAAAAAAACCCAGAUAAGAGAGAAAUUGAAACUUCACAGAAAAGGCGUCGAAAAAUUACAGAAAAAGGUGCCGCAUUUCUUCGCGGCUUUGAUUUGUAUGAUAGUAAGAAAGUAGAGGGAAAGCGACGGAAUCGUGUGCAUAAUGUGCAAGUGAUUGCACAGUUGGAAGAUGUAAUUGUAGAAGAAGAUAGGAUAGAGAAGGGUACAACUAGUGUGUGUGAAAAUAGUGUUCAUGAGAAACAACCUAAUGUUUCUUCUUUAUCAAGAGAAAAAACUGAUGUGAAGAAGAAAAAACGAAAAUCUAGUGAUCACAUUCUUGAUGAGACAGUAGGAAUUAAGAUCAACUUAAAUACAUGUCAUCAGUGUCAUAGGAAUGACAAGGGGAGAGUCGUUAAGUGCACCAAGUGCAAGAUGAAGCGUUUUUGUAUUCCUUGUAUUACAACCUGGUAUCCAGGAAUGACUGAGGAGCAGAUUGCUAUGGCAUGCCCUAUCUGCCGUGGGAAUUGCAAUUGCAAGUCAUGUUUGCGCAAUGAAGGACCCCUCAAAAAUCGGGUGAAUGAUGAGUUCAAAAUUAGUCAAGAAGAAAAGAUUGAACACUCCAAAAAACUUUUGAGGACUAUUCUGCCGUGUCUGAAGCAAUUCAAUCAGGAACAGAGGGAAGAAAAAGAAAUAGAAGCCAAAAUUCAGGGUAUACCAGUAUCUGAUGUAAAACUUCCACAUUCAAAAUUCCGUGAAAACGAGCGUGUAUUCUGCAACAAUUGCAGAAGUUCCAUCAUUGACUUUCACCGAAGUUGCUCAAAAUGCAACUAUAAUUUGUGUCUGAUUUGCUGCCGGGAAGCGCGUGCUGGACGGCUGCAGUUUUUUGAAGAAAUGUUAUUAGAAAAUGUUGAUAAUGGUUUUCAAUAUCUGCAUGGUAAAACCUCUACUGCUAAAGCAAAGAAAUCAUCUAAAGGCAAAAAUGCGUCUGCUGAUCUUGAGGGAACAACAAAAUGUAAAAACGCUAAUGCUCAAUCAGAUAGAAUUACUGCAGUCAAAGAUGCUCUUGCUGCAUCAAAGAAAAAAUAUGAUAAAAAUUCUUUGGAGUUACUCUUUGAUGAUCAUAAUAAGGCUAAACCUGUUUGGAUAGCUGAUAUAAAUGGUGUUAUACCUUGUAUACGAUCUGAGGGUUGUGGUGGUGCAUCCCUUGAAUUAAAGUCUAUAUUGUCCGAUAAUUGGGUUUCAGAUCUACUUGAGCAUGCUGAGCGCACAAUGGCCAUGUUGGAAUUUGAGAAUACACCCGAUGUUUCUAAUGUAUGCUCAUGCUGUGCAUCUGAUGCUGUCAGCAUGCAGAAAUGUGCUUCUAGAGAAGGUUCCGAAGACAAUUAUUUAUAUUGUCCCGAUGUAAGGAACAUUCAACAUGGACAUCUCAAACAUUUCCAGUGGCAUUGGACCAGAGGGGAACCAAUCAUUGUGAGGAGUGUUCUUGAGACUACUCUUGGUUUGAGUUGGGAACCAAUGGUCAUGUGGCGUGCUUUCCGUCAAAUUGGGAACAGGCUAUUGAUUGUGAAAGCUAUCGAUUGCUUGGAUUGGUCUGAGGUUGAUAUCAAUGGUCAUCAUUUUUUCAAGGUUUAUUCACAAGGUCAAUGUGAUGAUGCUAAGCAACCUGCUAUGUUGAAAUUGAAAGAUUGGCCACCCGAUGGUAAACUUGAGCAGCGUUUACCACGACACAGUGCCGAAUUUAUCAGAGCAUUGCCAUUCAAGGAGUAUACACAUCCCAGGGAUGGAGUUCUGAACCUAGCCACUAAGUGCCCACUAAGAUCUUUGAAGUCAGACUUAGGUCUGAAGACCUAUAUUGCUUAUGGACGUGCUCAAGAGAUGGGCUGUGGAGAUUCUGUCACCAAGCUUCACCUUCAUAUGUCUGAUGUGGUUAAUAUUUUGGUACAUACUGCACAAGCUGCCCAUUUUGGCAAAGGUACUCAUCCUCCUGGAAAUUUGAAAGGUUCGAAGAACGAUAGUGAAGGUGCUCUAUGGGACAUCUUCCGUAGAGAAGAUGCUCUCAAGCUACAAGAGUAUAUGAAGAGAAAUUAUCUGGACUUUGGGCACUACUGUCGUUCUCCAUCAAAGCAGGCUAUUUACCCUAUUCAUGAUCAGACAUUCUACUUAACUCAGGAGCAUAAAAGGAAGUUGAAGGAAGAAUUUGGUAUUGAGCCAUGGACAUUUCAUCAGAAGCUUGGAGAAGCAGUCUUCAUUCCUGCUGGCUGUCCUCAUCAAGUUAGAAAUUUGAAGUCAUGCAUAAAGGUUGCACUGGAUUUCGUCUCUCCCGAGAAUGUUCACGAGUGUAUUCGUCUGACUGGGGAACUUCGUCAUCUGCCUCAAAAUCAUAGGGCAAAGGAAGAUAAGUUAGAGGUAAGGAAAAUGAUUAUCCAUGCUGUGAAGCAGGCAGUAAAUGACCUGGAGACCAAACAUGAGUAAGAUGAUGAUGAGUGAGUUGAAUUCUGACCUGAGCAAGGUGUCAAUCUAUUAUCGUCCUAAUUCAGGUCUGCAGCUUUCAGUUUUAGAUUUUAUCAAAUUUACCCGAAUACUCCCUCCAUUUUUGACACUACACCAUAAGGGAGAGGGGCGCAAGCACUCACCCGCAAAAGGGUGGGGGGCUGAGAGUCUUGAGGUUAUUAUCUUGUACAGAUGUUGCUUGCUUAGAUGUAUCUAGGACUUUUAAGUCUUCUUUUUUUUCUGCAGUGUAGCUUGAGAGAGAAUUCUGGCCAUUUAUUUUGAAGCUGUAUAGUGAUCAGCCUACAUGUAAAUCUGUAUUUUGUUUGUUGAUCAACUUAUAGAGUUAAUAGUUAUUUACUUGUUUUGGGGAUCUCAAAUUUCUUUAAUAUCAUUGAUUUAAUUGGUGUCUUUUUUCCUUA